Messenger RNA from Penicillium arizonense, 1824 nucleotides. RefSeq lists its product as uncharacterized. The coding region runs from base 1 to 1824 and encodes 607 amino acids. The record is from RefSeq and is a predicted model, not a curated record. NCBI's taxonomy places the organism in Eukaryota, Fungi, Ascomycota, Eurotiomycetes, Eurotiales, Aspergillaceae. The transcript has 2 exons. Gene Ontology annotation, molecular function: oxidoreductase activity; copper ion binding.
AUGAAACUCCAACCCCUUCUUUUUCUUGCAUUUGGCUUGACCGCUGCUGCUGCUACUAUCUCCGUCGAACAAAACGUAGCUGAGGUUGCACACCACAGGACAACCACAACCACAACAACAACAACCUCAACCUCAACAUCAACCAAAACAACCAAGACAAAGUCUACCACUCACAGCAAGACCAAAACUACAACCAAGGUCAGCAAGCCAACGGGAACCCCCUGUGCCGGCAACAAAGCCAAUAAAAGAUCCAAAUGGUGCGAGUACGACAUCAGUACAGACUACACCGAGGUCGUGCCAGAUACAGGCGUAACCCGCGAGUACUGGCUCACCCUCGAUGAUCUCACCGCUGCACCAGAUGGCUUCAGCCGUCCAGUAAUGGCCGUCAACGGCUCAAUCCCAGGUCCGACAAUCAUCGCAGAUUGGGGCGACUGGGUCAUUGUGCAUGUCACCAACAACCUUCACACAUCCAUGAAUGGCACCAGUAUUCACUGGCAUGGUAUUCGUCAGAACUAUACCAAUGAUCAGGACGGCGUUGUCUCUAUUACGCAGUGUCCGACUGCUCCCGGCUCGACUCUGACCUACAAAUGGCGUGCUGUGCAGUAUGGCUCUUCUUGGUAUCAUUCUCAUAUUGGUCUCCAGGCCUGGGAGGGUGUCUUUGGUGGUAUUCUUAUCAAUGGCCCUGCUACGGCCAAUUACGACGUUGACAAGGGCAAUCUGUUCUUGACAGAUUGGUCUCAUCAGACAGUCGAUGAGCUUUACUCGCAUGCUCAGACGGUCGGUCCACCAAUUCUGGAUACUGGUUUGCUGAAUGGGACUAAUGUCUACGGCAAUGGUUCAGCCGCAACUGGAGAGCGGUUUACAAUGAAAGUUGAUAAGGGCUCUUCGUACCGGCUCAGAAUUGUCAAUUCGGCUGUUGACACGCACUGGAAGUUCAUGAUUGACAAUCAUACUUUGACGGUCAUCUCGGCAGACUUUGUGCCUAUCAAACCAUUCACAACAAACUAUAUCGACAUCGGAAUGGGCCAACGCUACGACGUAAUCGUAACAGCGAACCAACGCCGCGUCGGCGAGUCAUUCUGGAUGCGCGCAAUCCCCCAAGAAGCAUGCUCCGAAAAUGCCAGCCCGGACAACAUCAGAGGUAUAAUGCACUACGGCAAGAAAGCCAAAGAACCAACAACAAGCGCCUGGGCCUUCGAAGACGGAUGCCUGGACGAACCCGCCUCCAACUUAGUCCCCUACGUGCCCAAGACCGUCUCCGCUGCAGACUGGAGCGACAUGACGGACGUAACAAUAGGCCGCAACUCGGCAAACCUCUUCCGCUGGUACCUCAACAGUACGACGAUGCAAGUUUUCUGGGAAGACCCGACCCUGCUGCAGGUGUUCAAUAACCAGACAGACUACAGUGAGUCGAGUGGGUUGAUUAAGCUCCCGAAUGCCCAUGAGUGGGUGUAUCUUAUGAUCAAUACUUCUAUUCCGGUUACGCAUCCGAUCCAUUUGCAUGGGCAUGAUUUCUUUGUUUUGGCGCAGGGUUCGAAUCCGUGGGAUGGGGGUGUUAAUACUAAUAACCCCCCAAGGAGAGAUACCGCUAUGCUUGCUGGGAAUGGGUAUUUGCUUAUUGGGUUUGAGACGGAUAAUCCUGGUGCUUGGCUGAUGCAUUGUCAUAUUGGGUGGCAUACUGAUGAAGGGUUUGCGUUGCAGUUCCUUGAGAGGGAGAGGGAGAUUGAUCCUUUGAUUGAUUUUGAUGCUUUGCAGGAUAAUUGUGCGUCUUGGAAUACUUACGACGCCACUUAUAAUAUUGAUCAGGAGGAUUCGGGGAUUUAA